Betta splendens (Siamese fighting fish) is the source of this 2013-nucleotide messenger RNA. RefSeq names its product monooxygenase, DBH-like 1, like (gene moxd1l). Bases 61 to 1752 code for a protein of 563 amino acids. Gene Ontology annotation, biological process: dopamine catabolic process; norepinephrine biosynthetic process; octopamine biosynthetic process. Lineage: Eukaryota; Metazoa; Chordata; Actinopteri; Anabantiformes; Osphronemidae. Gene Ontology annotation, cellular component: secretory granule membrane. Gene Ontology annotation, molecular function: dopamine beta-monooxygenase activity; copper ion binding. The transcript has 13 exons. The record is from RefSeq and is a predicted model, not a curated record.
GCAUUUUGGCUCCACAGACACUGAGCUCAGUGUGAAGACGUCCGACCCAGCGGAGACAUCAUGCGCUGUCUGCUUCCUUUCAUUCCUUUCCUCUCGCUGUGCCUGGUCUCGACGAAGGGAAACGGGGACCUGGACCCCGUCAUGCCCUUUAUGGUGCACCUGGACCCGGACAGCCUGGUGUCCCUGAAGUGGGGCUUUGACAAUGUGCAGGGAAUAAUGACCUUCCAACUGGCCGUCAACACGACGGGGUGGGUGGGCAUCGGCUUCAGUCCCAACGGAGGGAUGAAGGGCUCAGACCUGGUCAUAGGAGGCUAUGGAACAGAUGGAAGCUAUUUUGCCGACUAUCAUGCGACUGGGAACUCCAGGCCUUUGGUGGAUGAACAACAGAGCUACACCCUCCUGUCCACGAGCGAAACCGACGGUCAGACCGUUCUAACUUUUCAGAGGCCCCUCCGGACAUGUGAUGACCAGGACGUUGAGAUUACUGCUCAGCCUGUCAAGUUGAUUUACGCCUACGGCACAACAGAUGAUAUAAGUUACCACGGCGCCCGCAGAGGCACCAGGGAGAUCAACCUCCUCAACUACACUCCCAGGACCGCCUCAUCCAGCUCCAACUACCUCGACGUCACCGUGAAUAUAACCGUCCCUCCUGUGCAGACCUACUACCACUGCAAGGUCAUGAGCUUUUCAAACUUAAUUACGAAACUCCACAUAUAUGAGGUGGAACCGAUGAUUGAGAACCGAGACCUUGUUCAUCACAUGCUCCUGCACCGUUGCCCUCUCUUCGUGAGGGAAGAAUAUGACGGGCCGUGCUUCCAGGGGGACAUGGGGGACCGCUGCUUCGGGGUCGUGGCUGCCUGGGCAGUGGGAGGAGAGGCUACGACACUUCCAGAAAGUGCAGGGAUUCCAAUAGGAGGAGGAGAAGGAAGCACUUUCUAUAGGCUGGAAAUCCAUUACAACAAUCCAAACUCUGUAAAAGGCAGGAGAGACACCUCGGGACUGAGACUACACUACACGACUAACCUGCGCCAGCAUGACGUGGGCAUCCUGACCGCCGGUGUGCUGGAAGUUGGCCAUCUGAAGUACAACAUCCCUCCGAAUGCCGAAGAGUUCCACACCUAUGGGGUGUGUAACACCACUGUGAUCUCCCAGCUUGUGAAUCCGAUGCCUGACCUUCAAAUGUUCGCUGUGAUUCUGCACACGCACCUGACGGGAAGGAAAGUCAGAGUUGGGCAAUAUCGAGACGGAAAGCAAAUCGACUUCCUUGGCCUUGAUGAAAACUACGACUUUGAUCUACAGCAAGUCACCCACUUAGGAAAGGUUAAAACCGUCAAGCAGGGGGAUGACAUUGUGGUGGAGUGCACCUACAGUACUGUCAAUCGUACUGCAGUCACUAGGAUGGGCUUAGCGACCACAGAUGAGAUGUGCCUGGCCUUCCUGUUCUAUUAUCCUGCAACAAAGAUCUCCCAGUGUAUCAGCCAUCCGAACACAACACAGCUACGAAAUUCAAACUACCAAAUGUCUGAGAGUGAAAUUGUUCAGUAUGAGGGUUUGCUAAAGACGCUACCACAGCUUCAGAUUGUCAGUGAUGAAAAUGCUAGAUUCGCAGUGUACCAAGAGGGAGUCGUCAGGAAGAUGAUGGAGACUCCAAAUGCCACUUGUCAGAGGAAUGCAUCACAGGGACUGUGCACCUCAUGGUUCUUCAAUCCAGCUGGAAUGAUAUUUUUGCUGCUCUGCAUUCUGAUAGAGUAACGUGGUUGUUCCUGUAUGUAGCUAUGCUUUAGAUUUGUUAUUCAAAGGUCAGGUGCCAUAUGGGAAACUGCUGUCCUACGUUAAACUGUUUUGAAAAGAACAAAUAUAGACAAUUACACUCAUCUUUAGGGAAAAAGGGAAAAUGUCAAUGUUUGAGAAUUUUAGGAUAAAUAUGCAAUCAUCUUUUUAGCAUAGGAGCUAUUCUUGUCUGAACCAUGUAUUGUAUGCAAUUGACCAAUAUGGAAUAAACGAUAAAUAAUA